Molecule: messenger RNA, 756 nt
Organism: Homalodisca vitripennis (glassy-winged sharpshooter)
Lineage: Eukaryota; Metazoa; Arthropoda; Insecta; Hemiptera; Cicadellidae
Gene: Ssk
Product: protein snakeskin
Exons: 3
Coding region: 106-588 (160 amino acids)
Biological process (GO): septate junction assembly
Source: RefSeq, a predicted model, not a curated record
GUCACAAGUAAGAACGGUGGGGGGGGGGACCACACCUGGUAUUAUCUUGUUAUCUCUCAGGUAUCCUCUAUUAUCAGUCACUCUCUGCUCCAGCCAGCCACCACCAUGCCGAGUGUAGCCAGCAUCGCUACUAUUGUCAUCAAAGUUGUCAAACUGAUCAUCAACUUCAUAAUACUGUUGAUGUACCGGUUUGGCUAUGGAGGCGCUUUCCUCGGAGUGGGAGGAACCUGGAACCUAAAUGAGGAGAAGAAUCCUGAUGCAGAAAUCAUUGCAUCGGGAGUGUUUGUAGGAUUCUUCAUCUACACAACUGUCAUUCUCAUCUCUUACUGCUUUGGCACAACAGCACAGAAACGCACCUUAGUGGACAUCAUAAUGAACUUCACGGGCACAGUGUUGUUUGUGGCAGUAGGAGGUGUGGCCCUGCACUACUGGACAGGAUACCAGAACGAGCACAAGUACGUGACAGUGAGUAGCGAGAAACAGAUCGGCAUUGCGGUGGGUUGCCUGUGUAUCGUGUCAGGAGCCAUCUACCUGGUCGACACAGUAUUAUCCUUCAUACACUUUGCCAAGGACUUCGACUUCAAGUGAUCACAGUUAAGAAACUAAGUGGUUAGAGAUAAUCUUACAACCCCUACAAACUGUACCUCCUGCAAAUUUAGUGUAGUUUCAUGCAUGUCAUGUAUAAUACAACAUGAAAGUUAAACAAGCUUAUGUACAUAAUAAUGGUAUUUUACAUAAAAAAAUCAAAAAUAUUCA